This is a messenger RNA of Ornithorhynchus anatinus (platypus), 2814 nucleotides long. It is a transcript of the gene FOXL2, whose product is annotated as forkhead box L2. Lineage: Eukaryota; Metazoa; Chordata; Mammalia; Monotremata; Ornithorhynchidae. Gene Ontology annotation, biological process: cell differentiation; anatomical structure morphogenesis; regulation of transcription by RNA polymerase II. The transcript has a single exon. The record is from RefSeq and is a predicted model, not a curated record. The coding region runs from base 135 to 1268 and encodes 377 amino acids. Gene Ontology annotation, molecular function: DNA-binding transcription factor activity, RNA polymerase II-specific; RNA polymerase II cis-regulatory region sequence-specific DNA binding.
GGGGAGCCACCGGUCCUGGGAGAGGAGAGAGGGAGCGGGCGAGGAGCGGGUCCGGUGCCGGGCCCCUCUGCCCCCUCCUGGGUGGGCAGGCAGGUCGGGCAGCCCCCCGCCGCCCCCCGCCGGUCCUGCCCACGAUGGCCAGCUACCCGGAGCCGGACGACGACGACCCCGUGGCUCUGCUGGCCCAGGACGCCGCCGAGGUCGCCGCCCUGGCCGGCAAGGAGGCGGAGGCCAAGGACCAGCCGAGCCCGGCGGGCACCGGCGGGGCCGGGCCGGGGGGCACCGGGGGCACCGCGGGCAGCGGGCCGGGGGCCGAGAAGCCGGACCCGGCGCAGAAGCCCCCUUACUCCUACGUGGCCCUCAUCGCCAUGGCCAUCCGCGAGAGCGCCGAGAAGCGGCUGACCCUGUCGGGGAUCUACCAGUACAUCAUCGGCAAGUUCCCCUUCUACGAGAAGAACAAGAAGGGCUGGCAGAACAGCAUCCGCCACAACCUCAGCCUCAACGAGUGCUUCAUCAAGGUGCCCCGCGAAGGGGGCGGCGAGCGCAAGGGCAACUACUGGACGCUGGACCCGGCCUGCGAGGACAUGUUCGAGAAGGGCAACUACCGCCGCCGCCGCCGCAUGAAGAGGCCUUUCCGCCCGCCCCCGGCCCACUUCCAGCCGGGCAAGAGCCUCUUCGGGGGCGUGGUGGGCACGGUGGGCACGGUGGGCGCCGUGGGCACGGUGGGCGCCGGCGGCGGGGCCGACGGCUACGGCUACCUGGGUCCGCCCAAGUACCUGCAGCCGGGCUUCCUCAACAGCUCUUGGCCCCUGGCACAGCCCCCCGCGCCCGUGCCCUACGCCUCCUGCCAGGGGGCCGGUGCCAACGCCGGGGCCGUGGGCGUCAAGGGGCUGGGGCCGCCCCCGGGCCCCUACGGGUCCUACCCGCGGGUGCAGGGCAUGGCGCUGCCGGCCGUGGUCAACUCCUACAACGGCCUGGGCGCGCACCCGCACCCCCCGCACCCCCAUGCCCACCCGCACCCCCACCACCCGCACCACCCGCACCACCCUCACCACCACGCUCCGCACCCGGCCGCCCCGCAGCUCAGCCCCGCCAGCCCCGCCGCCGCCCCGUCCCCGGCCUCCGCCGCCCCGUCCCCGGCCAACGGGGCGGCCCCCGGGGGGCUGCAGUUCGCCUGUGCCCGCCAGCCGGACCUCUCCGUCAUGCACUGUGCCUACUGGGACCACGAGGGCAAGCACGGCGCCUUGCACUCCAGGAUAGACAUCUGACCGACCGACGGUCACCCCCUCCGACCCCCGUCCUCCCCCGCCCCCCAGGACCGGCCCUCGCCCACCGGGCCUUCGCCCACUGGGCCCUCGCCCACCCGCGCCCCGAGGACCGGCCUCCUCCCCCUUCCCUCCCCUUCGGACGGCCCGGUGCCAACCGGGGUCACGGCCCCACACCCCACCCCAUCCCCACCCCCUGCUCCAGCGUUGGCACCGAGUCGGGGCCCGUUUCAAGGGCCCGAGGAACGGUCGACCCCGGGCCAAGGCCGCAAAUCGUCUCAAGGUCUGUGUGCGUGGGGGGGAGGGGGGGAAGGAGGGCGGCUCUAGGUUGGCAUGCUCGCUUGUCACUUUGGUCCCAGAGAGAAGAAAACCCCCAAAAAAUGCCCACAAAAAUAACCUCAGAGGCCUCCUUUUUCUCCCGUCUGGGGAGAGGGAGGGAGAGCCUGGCAUUUAGAUUCGGCUUCCCUCCUCUGCUCCCGACCUCCUCUUCCCUUAAAAACCAACAGACGAAACAACCUCUCCUCCCGACCUCCUCUUCCCUAAAAAAACCAACAGACAAAACACCCCAUCUCGGAGCGUUUUUCUGCCCCGGUUUUUGGGGGGACUGCGCCUCGGGAGCUCAGGGAGUGAGGGGCAGAUGGACAGCGUGUCCACCUCCCCACCUCGUCCCUCCCCACGUGAAGCUGUCUCUCUGGAGACAGCCGUCCCUCUGGAGGCCUCAGAUUCUCCAUAAAUACGUGUACAUACAUAUACCGAGAUAUAUGUAUGUUAAAUACGUGUACAUGCAUAUACGCAGAUAUAUGUAUGUAUGUAGUCCUAAACGGCUCAGCCAGGGGUUGGUUGCACUUCUUCGAUAUUCUGUCAAAGUAGGACUCUCGGAGGUUUCCGAGCGAGAUGUGAGAUUUGCUUUGAUUCUGCGGUGGUAACGACGGUUCCUUCAAACCAAAGCAAUUUUUUUUUGUGUUUUUUUUUUUUAAAAAAAGUCCACCAGGUAAACCUGUGUGACGUGUUGUCGCACUAGGGUUUGUUAGAGUCGAAAAAAAAUGGGGGCGGGUGAUGUAUAUAAUCGUCCAUUCUGUGAGAUUUUUAGAAGCGCAACGGGCCUCUGAAAAAAACGAAGUGUUAACAUGGGAGGUUCGGAUUCUGAAAGACGGCUUCUAGUCGGAUUUGGAAUCGGGCUUUCUCCGAGCGAGUAAAAUUUAAUUUCAUUUUCUGACCAAAGCCCCUGGCCCAAAUAAAAAGGAUUCGUUGGUAGUUGAUUGUUGUUUGGGGUCUUAACUGCUUUGGAUUGCUCAACCCUCCUCUUUUCAUUUUUUAAUUCCUCAAACCAUCUUGAUUCUCCAGCCUCGGGUAGAGUAAAAAUGUGAAAAACAGAAGUGUUAUAAUUAUUGGGGCCAGGUCCUAGCGAUCGUAUCCGUGUUUGUGUAAAUUCAUAGAUAGUGUUGCCUCGUACCAUUUUGGGGACCAACUUUUCUAGAGUGAACUAUAGCACUUUUGUUGUAUUUUCUAGCAUUGUAAAUUCUUUAAUAAAAUGUGUUUUUUUCUUUAA